Molecule: messenger RNA, 2405 nt
Organism: Dama dama (fallow deer)
Lineage: Eukaryota; Metazoa; Chordata; Mammalia; Artiodactyla; Cervidae
Product: myeloperoxidase-like
Exons: 14
Coding region: 20-2179 (719 amino acids)
Biological process (GO): response to oxidative stress
Molecular function (GO): peroxidase activity; heme binding
Source: RefSeq, a predicted model, not a curated record
GCCCUGGAACUUCAGAGGGAUGAAGCUGCUCCUGGGCCCGGUGGGACUCCUGGCGGUUCUGAUCGUGCUCCAGCCCUCGGAGGGUGCCCCUCCAGCUGGCCUGGGAGAAGUGGAGACCUCGGUGGUGCUGACCUGCAUGGAGGAGGCCAAGCGGAUAGUGGACAAAGCCUAUAAGGAGCGGCGGGAAAGCAUCAAGCAGCGGCUUCACAGCGGCUCGGCCAGCCCCAUGGAACUCCUGUCCUACUUCAAGCAGCCGGUGGCAGCCACCAGGACUGCUGUGAGGACGGCUGACUACCUGCACGUGGCCCUCGGCCUGCUGGAGAGGAAGCUGAGGGCCCUGUGGCCAGGCCGCUUCAACGUCACAGACGUGCUGACCCCGGCCCAGCUGAACCUGCUGUCCAAGACUAGCGGCUGCGCCCACCAGGACCUGGGGGUGACCUGCCCGGAGAAGGACAAGUACCGAACCAUCACCGGGCAGUGCAACAACAGGCGCAGCCCCAUGCUGGGGGCUUCCAACCGGGCCCUUCUACGCUGGCUGCCGGCAGAGUACGAGGACGGCUUCUCGCUGCCCUUCGGCUGGACGCCCGGGGUCAAGCGCAACGGCUUCCCAGUGCCCCUGGCUCGCGCCGUGUCCAACGAGAUCGUGCGCUUCCCCACGGAGAAGCUAACUCCGGACCAGGAGCGCUCGCUCAUGUUCACGCAGUGGGGCCAGCUGCUAGACCAUGACCUCGACUUCGUCCCUGAACCGCCCGCCCGCGCCUCCUUCCUCAACGGCAUCAACUGCGAGAUCAGCUGCCUGCAGCAGCCGCCAUGCUUCCCGCUCAAGAUCCCACCCAAUGACCCCCGCAUCAAGAACCAGCGGGACUGCAUCCCUUUCUUCCGCUCCAGCCCGGCCUGCACCCAGAGCAACAUCACCAUUCGCAACCAGAUCAACGCGCUCACGUCCUUCGUGGACGCUAGCAUGGUCUACGGCAGCGAGGACCCCUUGGCCAGGAGGCUGCGCAACCUGACCAACCAGCUGGGGUUGCUAGCGGUCAACACUCGCUUCCAGGACAACGGCCGGGCCCUGCUGCCCUUCGACAACCGGCGCCAUGACCCCUGCCUCCUCACCAAUCGCUCAGCGAACAUCCCCUGCUUCCUGGCAGGGGACUCCCGUGCGAGUGAGAUGCCUGAGCUCGCCGCCAUGCACACGCUCUUUGUGCGGGAGCACAACCGGCUGGCCACAAAGCUCAGGCGCCUGAACCCCCACUGGAAUGGAGAGAGGCUCUAUCAGGAAGCCCGAAAGAUCGUGGGAGCCAUGGUCCAGAUCAUCACUUACAGGGAUUACCUGCCCCUGGUGCUGGGCCCGGAGGCCAUGCGGAAGUACCUGCCCCCGUACCGUUGCUACAACGACUCGGUGGACCCGCGCAUUUCCAACGUCUUCACCAUCGCCUUCCGCUACGGCCACACCCUCAUCCAACCCUUCAUGUUCCGCCUGAACAGCCGAUACCAACCCAUGCAGCCCAACCCCCGCGUACCGCUCAGCAGGGUCUUUUUUGCCAGCUGGAGGGUUGUGUUCGAAGGUGGCAUCGACCCCAUCCUGCGCGGCCUCAUGGCCACCCCUGCGAAGCUGAACUGCCAGAACCAAAUCGCAGUGGAUGAGAUCCGGGAGCGGCUGUUUGAGCAGGUCAUGAGGAUUGGGCUGGACCUGCCCGCGCUCAACAUGCAGCGCAGCCGCGACCACGGCCUCCCUGGGUACAAUGCCUGGAGGCGCUUCUGUGGGCUCCCAGUGCCCAACACGGUGGGUGAGCUGGGCACAGUCCUGAGGAACCUGAACCUGGCGAGGAGGCUGAUGGCCCUGUACCAGACGCCCAACAACAUUGAUAUCUGGAUAGGCAGUGUGGCUGAACCCUUCAACAAAAAUGCUCGUGUGGGCCCGCUGCUUGCCUGCCUCAUUGGGACCCAGUUUAGGAAGCUCCGUGAUGGUGACCGGUUCUGGUGGCAGAACAACGGCGUGUUCAGCAAGCAGCAGCAGCAGGCCUUGUCCAGGAUCUCCUUGCCCCGCAUCAUCUGUGACAACACAGGCAUCACUGUCGUGUCCAAGAACAACAUCUUCACGUCCAACAGAUUCCCUCGGGACUUUGUCCAGUGCAGUAGACUCCCGGCUUUGGACUUGGCUCCCUGGAGGGAAAAGAACUAGAGGCAGGAGGUGAAGCAGCGACCCUGGAGGAGUGACGACCCCGGAGGAGUGGCUAUUAGCAGUUGGGCUGUCCAUAGGCUGAGUUAUGGGCCCAGGCUCGCCAGAUUCAUUCACGGCUCCCCUUUUUCUUCCUUACCCUGUUCUCUUGCUUAUUCACAGGAGCUGCCUGGAGAGCAGCUUUAUACCACUUGUUUAUACCUGAUGAUUAUGAUAAUAAAGCACCGCA